Guillardia theta CCMP2712 is the source of this 1779-nucleotide messenger RNA. RefSeq lists its product as hypothetical. The transcript has 8 exons. Gene Ontology annotation, molecular function: aspartate kinase activity. The coding region runs from base 1 to 1779 and encodes 592 amino acids. The record is from RefSeq and is a predicted model, not a curated record. Gene Ontology annotation, biological process: amino acid biosynthetic process. Lineage: Eukaryota; Cryptophyceae; Pyrenomonadales; Geminigeraceae.
AUGGGAUCAGAUGCAGAAGGUUCGGCAGGAGACGCGCAUGAAGAAAGAAUCGUAGGCAAGAAGCCAUGGGUAGUGCUCAAGUUCGGCGGAACCUCCGUGUCUUUCGGAACGAGUUGGAUACAGAUCGUAAAUCGAGUGAAGCAGCUUCUCCCGGAUUACAGGAUCAUUUUGGUUCUCUCGGCAUUGAGUCAGGUGACAAAUCGCCUCGAGAAGUGUCUGCAGGAAGCAGUCGGACAAGAAGAAUUGACUUCUUUGGCUUGGGUGGAGGAGACGCACAGAAGGCUGGCCAAGGAAUGUGGAUUGGAAUCAUCUGCCCUGCGAGAAGUGACCGAACGCAUCACUGAGCUUGGAGACCUGUUGCAAGGCCUCAGCAUGAUCCAAGAGGUUUCACCCAAGCUGCAAGCGAGGAUCUGUUCGUACGGAGAGCAGAUGAGCACGAGACUGGCGAUCCAGAUCCUGAAGCACAACAACAUCAAAGCAUCUCUCGUUCAAGCUGGCGACUUGCUGGUGACUGAUACCCAUCUCACUGCUCCUGAUACCGACAAAUACUUGAACGCAAACGUCUUCCCCAAAUGUGACCCCGUGUGGGCAGAAACUGUGAUAGAGAGCAAGGUCGGGCCCGCUGACGUCAUCGUCACCCAAGGGUUCGUAGCAAAGAAUGCCAAGGGCGAGAGCUGCUUGCUCGGGCGAGGAGGAAGUGACACGUCAGGCUCUCUCUUUGCUGCUCUGGUAUCCGCUCACCAUCUCGAGAUCUGGACGGACGUGUAUGGCAUGUUUUCAGGGGAUCCACGAAAAAUGCCGCAUGCGAGGUUGAUUCAAAGAAUCAGCAGUCGUGAAGCUCAAGAGCUGGCGACAUCGGGAGCUAAGGUCCUCCACCCUCGAUGCAUCGCACCUGCUGCGAUGUACGGUGUCCCUAUCGAGAUUCGCAACACCAUGGAUCCGGAUUCUGAGUACACUGUCAUCACCGUUGACGACUUUUGCAAGCCCUGCGAAGAUAAGAACGGAGGGAUGAAGAAAGACGCUCAGAACUCGGCUUCCCGAUCGCCUCUCUCGCAGUCACCCUUCGCAUCUCCUCGUAACGGUCCAUCCGCUCUUGGCUGGAACUCUGCUGGUCCCAAAACCAGUGGGAUGGGAAUUAGAAGAAUGACGCACAACGACCUGACCGAGCUUGAUACUCGUCCUCCGGCUUUUGCUGGCGUUGUUGCUCAACCGGGCUGCGUCAUGCUGACCCUGACGACCAUGGAGAUGUGGGGAGCGACUGGCUUCUUGUAUCGUUGCUUCGCUCCUUUCCAUGAUUUCUCCAUCAGUGUGGACCACGUGGCGACCUCGCAGUCCGGCAUCAGUGUAACCACCUCUCACAUCCCUGGAGGCAUCGAGGGAGACGCGUUCAAGGGUCUCAUGCAAGCUUUGGAGGAGUUGGGAGAGGUGGAGGUCUGCUAUCAUGUAGCAGUGGUGACGGUCGUAGGACGGAGGAUCCGUGAGAGGCUCCCUGACCUCGGAAAGGCGAUGAGCGCCUUCGAGGGGAUGCAGGUGCUCAUGGUUUCGGCUUCCAGCGAGGACGUGGCGAUGUCGUUUGUGGUGCACGAGGAGAAGGCGCAGCUGCUGGCUGAAGUGCUUCAUCAUCAUCUCAUCCCCGUGCACGGCGGAGACGAGAUGUUCGGUCCAACCUGGAAGGCGAUCAAGGACAGAGAUCUGGCUCGCCGGCUAUCGCAGGAUGAAGCAGAAGCAGCGGCGGCGGCCCGAGACGCCCAGGAAGCACUGCGAAGUUUGCAGAUCUGA